Dioscorea cayenensis subsp. rotundata (Guinea yam) is the source of this 656-nucleotide messenger RNA. RefSeq names its product tetraspanin-18-like. Bases 100 to 339 code for a protein of 79 amino acids. NCBI's taxonomy places the organism in Eukaryota, Viridiplantae, Streptophyta, Magnoliopsida, Dioscoreales, Dioscoreaceae. The record is from RefSeq and is a predicted model, not a curated record. The transcript has 4 exons.
AAAAGAUGGGAAGCGGACCUUCCAUAUGAUACCACUGGAGAAUUGUCAAGACUUUCUGCAUUUAUUGAAGAAAAUCUAGAUAUAGUUAAGUGGGCUGUCAUGACUGUGGUUAUUAUUCAGUCACUUUCGCUUUUAUUGGCGUUGGUUGUGAGGGUUAUGAUUCCAACAAGGAGAGAAUACUAUGAUAGUGAUGAAGAUUUUCUUGUGCUUAGAAGACCACUGCUCAAUCCACAGCCUAUCCUAACAUAUGCUCCACACUCUGUUGAGAACCCUGGUCAUCAACCAGACAUGUGGAGUUCACGAAUGCGGCAGAAGUAUGGGUUAAGUCAAAGCAGCUAGUUUUCAAGUGCUCUGGGCUCAAAUUUUACUGCAUGAUGAGUCUUUACACAACAGAUUGAUGGUGAAGGUGUGUAAAAUUAAUGUCCAUAUGUUUAUGCAUGUAAUGUUAUUCAUCCAUUUCUUUUCAUUAUGUGUUGAUUCUGUGUAUAGUUGUGGUGAAAUUUAGGCGCUUGGUAUUAUUUAUAGUGUUGAUAAUUUAACUGCGAUGCUAUAGCAUUGUAUAUUCCAGACUGAAAAUGUGGUGGCGUUUGUACUGUUGUUAAUUGCCUAUUGUAUUAUUAUACUUUCAAUGCAUUGUAUAACUGAAAAAUAUUUAA